AGCCAGAAACAGCUGCGGCGGCGCUGGGGAACGGGUCGGCCGGGCUCCCUGCGAGCGGCGAAAUGUCUCACGGGGCGCGGGUGAUCCGCACCGACGUCAGCAGCGGGGGCGCCUCGGGUUCCUCCUCCGCCCCGGACUCCGGCCGGCUGGACCGCGCCUACGCCAGCUCCUGCCCGGCCGUGCUGAAGGUGGCCCAACUGUUGUUGCUGCUGAUUGCAUUUAUCUGCAUAAAGAACUCGGUGUGGACAGAUUACAGCGCAUACAGCUACUUCGAAAUUGUCACCAUGUGUGACUUUGUUAUGAUUCUUGUCUUCUACAUUGUUUACCUUUUCCGAGUUUACAGAACACUGACUUGCAUCAACUGGCCACUCGCGGAGUUUCUCCAUUACCUAAUAGGUACCAUCCUGCUUCUCAUUGCAUCUUUUGUGGCAGCAGCGAAAAGCUACAACUCAGGAGGACUUGUAGCUGGAGCGACCUUUGGCUUUUUAGCUACGUUCCUGUGCAUCUUAAGUAUAUGGCUUUCAUACAAAGUCUCAUGUGUGACUCAGUCAACAGAUGCUGCUGUGUGAGCCUUCUGCCCUGUCAGGCCACAGAGAGGAGUUUACAUUAAGCCAAGAGAAGAGACAGCUAAUGUAUGCAAGAUGGAGCAGUGCACACGUUGCCCCUUUAAGGAUCUGCUGUAUAAUGGCUUCCUGGGCAUCAAGAGGGUGACCAGCAGAAUUCUGUCUUUUGAAACUCUGCUCAUGUUCUCAGCCUAGAAGUGGUCCCCAGCAGUCCGCAUGCUGUGCUUUCCUGACAGCUGUUGCACACUGUUUGUGGACCAUCUGCCAAGGCACAAGCAGGGAAUUGCUGAACUUGUGCAUUCCGAAGUGCCAAUAUGAAAAGGUUGCAUUGCACUGCCACUGCUUUGAGCCGACUCCCAUUAGUGCCCGAUGAUAAUAUUCAAACCACCCAGGAAGCUCAGCUGGAUGAAGGCCGGUUUAAACUUCCAAGAUGGAAAAUGUCUGCUGCUUCCAGCCGCCAGUUAUAGCUGGCAAAUGCUACAAAUCUACUAUGAAUCGGCAACUGUAAACUUAUCAGUGGUUGUCUGAUGAGCCUGUUUCUUGCCUUGGCCUCUUUCCUGGCUUUUGGUGCUUAUUGCCAGAAAAGGCAUUUUAUAAAUAGCAGCCUGAAUGUCUUACUGUGAAUGAACCAGAGGUUGCUUUAUAGCCUAGUGUUCCUCUUGUCUAAUUUAAAUAUUUUCCUGAUGACCAAAUAAUUUUAAAUCCUAGUUCAGAAACAAUUUAUUUUAUUUCAUGAUAUACUAGCCUCACUGCAUUAUACCCCUUCUUCAACAAGACUUUGCCUGAACCGUCCUUUUCAUACUUGUGCUGGAUGGUAUUUUAUUUGUGUGUUCAGAGAUUUCUGGUAUAGCUGCUUGGACUGCUGGGGAGAGUAGCUCAGCUGAAUCCAUUUAAUUAAAACUCACCCAGCCAAUCUACUUUCGCUUUAGCAAUGAAUCAUUAAAUGUUGUCAAAAACAGUUACUCUCCUGGAAGCAACUGCUUUUGCAGGGGUAGUGUUAGUGUUCAAAGCACAAUAAUUUUGUCCAUGGAAAAAGUGAUUUCCCCCUAUCCGUUAUCUGUUCCCAAGUUUUUUCUUCCCCAUUGCACAGUGCUGUGUGGUGGUAACGAUGACACAAACCCCGACUAUUGUUAUCGCUGAUUAACUACUUUGGGGAGUGAUAUUGUUGUUUGUAACCAUGUGCAGUUGAGAUAUGUGGCUAAAGCCCAUUGCUUAAUUCACUCUGGAGAAGCCAAGGGUAACAGGGAAUCCUCUCACCGCUACAUUUCACUCCUGCUCUAAAGGGGUUGCAGUUUUAACACCUAAUAUAAAGGAGGGGGGAAUGUGUACAGAGAUCUAAGGGGAUUGUACCUAAAAAAGAUCUACAUUUCAGGACUAUUAUGCUGCCAACUUGUCUCUUAUUAUUCUACAAAGAACCUGAAACUAGGCUUGCAACUAUGGCAUUAAACCAAGUGGUCAUGUGCCCAAGAUGCUGGGAGGAAGAGAGAGAUGCCAACAAAAUGGAGGCUUCAAUACUGUGGCGCACAUUGUAACACUUGGAGCUACUCCUGUAGUCCUUAAGUAUUAAGUGGGUAGAAGGCUGGCAGACAUUUAUUUUCAUAAUGUUGUGGAUUGUGUCUGUUCCCCUUCCCCUUCCUAUGCUUUUUUCCCCCUCUGAUGUAAGUAAACACACACCUGACUUAAUUUUGUUUUGAAGAAAGGUGAUGAAAAGAAUCUGUCCUUUUUUCUCUCUUAGCAGGGAACAUCAAUGUAUGUUGGAGAAUGGCUCAACAAUCGUUCUCGUAUAAUGGCAAUAUUAAAAGGGAUUGGGCUUUCAGUGUGAAGGUAGGCAGUGUGUUUGCUGUAAGAAGAAGCUGACAUGUUCUGAUAAGACAUACAAAUAGUUGGGGGAUAAUGCAGUAGGCUUAAUGUGUACUUUUUAAACAGUGCUGGGACUGUUAUGGGGUGUGAUCUAGCUAUGGCUACUUAUUAAUGAGAGAAAGGUAAUUUGUACAAUUCACCAGCUCCUGUCUAAUGUCGACUCUUAGCUCACUGGGUAAGCAUCUGUGUUAGCAGCUAGCUUACUAGCAUUAGAUAAAUAUUAAAUAAGAGUGGGCCUUAUGUCACAUUAAUAAUGCCAAUCAAGUUAGCUUAGUAAAAUGAAUCCUUACCUCUAAUGGGGGAAAGACUUGGUAUGUUGUUGAGUCCCCAAUGUUAAAAAAGUCAGGAAUGUAAGUUUUGUAUUGCAGUGCUCCAAUCUCAAGAGCAAGAAGUUACAACUAUUAAUACAUCAGAGAACACAGACAAGCUUGUUUGGUGGCCUCAGUCUCCCUGCACCAGCUAUCUGAACCAAUUUACAAAUUUCUCCCUCCAUAUCCAUUUAUACCCAGCUCUCUUGGCUAUGUUAGUAGUUGAGGCAGUUUCCGUUGUAGUGAAAACGAUAAAAUAUCAACAUGUAAUACUUCAAAAGGUUGGUGAUGAAAUAGUAAUCUAGUGAACAGAAUCAUUAAAAUUAUUCAUUUUUACCUUGCCUUUCUCCUCAGUGGAGAUCCAACACAGCUUACAUCAUUCUCCUUUCCAUUUAUUCCUUCCAACAACCCUGUGAGGUAGAUUAGACAGAGUAUGUGACUGGCCUGAGGUCACCCAAUGAGCUUCCAUGGCAGAGCAGGGAACUGAACCUGGGUAUCUUAGAUCCUAGUCAGUACUCUAGCCACUAUACUACACUGGCUCUCACACUUAAAGACUACCACCAGCAAAAUAUUAAAAUCAAUACACAACAGAAAACUUGGAGAGGUAUGGAAAAAAUAUCAAAAAGACAGGGCAAAAUAAAUCCUUUAUGUGGUGCCGGGCAGAUGCCUGUAGUGUGGGAUGUUUGAGUUUAGGCUCCACGGUAGCAAAUGACUCAUCUCUUAGGGCCGUUCCCAGUAGGGUUUCCAGUAAGCCUGAUGGGCAGGCUCCUAGGAGAGCAGGUGGUUCUUUUUAAGUGUCUUGCUUACUAAUUAUUUAGGAUACUUUUAAGGUAAUAACCAGAAGCAAAUUGGCAGCCCCCAUAGUUCUUCUAGUACUGUCAAGAUGCAUUCUCCAGAUCGGGCAAUAACAAGCAAACAGUUUUGCUUUCUGUUUUUUUUGUUGUAUUGAUGGUUGUGAACCAGCUUCCAAGGGAGGCCGCAUGUCGUGUGAAUUGUGGUAAUCUAACUGAUAUCAGAGCAUGGCUAAUUGUGGUCAGAACCACCCAGCCUUUUCACCUAAUAGUAUGGCCCAAAAGCAAGCUAACAUUGCAGGUUUUAGAGAGAGAAUCUGGAUGAACUGGGUCAGUCAAGCUUUAACUUGGCCCUGUUGGAGCAUAACAGCACUGUUAGCAAAACCAAACGUUACAAGACAAACGAGACACCCUUUUUAAAAAAAAGAUCUCUAAGCAACUAGAGCUUGUCCACGAUCUACUCCUUGUUGAUGAUUUGCUUUUGCAUGAUUAGUGGCUAUGCCAAGCACUUGGGAUUGCACGCACUAAGGCUAAGGGGAAAAACUCCAUUAAUAGCUCAUCUACAGUACUUUAUCAUGCAUGACAGCAAAAAUAAUUGGACUUUUGGCAAGCUUUGGCUAUAUGCACAGUAGGCAAGAAAGUGCUGUGAACUCUUCCAACUCCCCCCCGCCCCCAUACACUGAGGCACUGCAAUUUUUGUCCACUUGGAAGCAAAUUCUUGUCAUCAGAAAGAAUACAAAGGUCCUUCAGUUAACCAGGGCCUUGUUCAUAUUCUCACGCUUGCUUUUUUUCCUGACAUUUUUGCAUACGCUUUGCUAUGUGAAUCAAUGGGACUCCACAAUCUGGCUUUGUACUCAUCACUUCAUGGCAAUUUAGUACAUGAUAAGAACUUGAGACUGUAUUUCAUUGCUUUUGAUGACCAAAAAAAAAUCCCACCACCACAGCCAGAGUUAUGUAAGCAGAUAUAUAACAUAUUCCAUGUCUGCGCUUCAGUACUUUUAAAGCAUAUACACACCCAGGGCCUUUAUUUUGACACUGUCUUGGAAACACAUGAACUGUCACGUGCAUGUUUAGAGGUUAUUAGCCUUUUCUGGGGGGCCUAAAGCAGAUUUUCUUGGAAACCAAGUAAAACCCCAGACAGCAUAACUAGGAGGACAUCUGCAUGGGGAAGGACAGCUGAGGAAAUCUCCCAAACAGAGAAAUGUUCUGUAAUGAACUGUACUUGCAAGUUCGUAAGCUUGGUACUAGCAUUAAUUUCAGUUUAAGUUACACCAGCUCUCAGCAGUUAACACUAAAAUGUGUUUACAACAAAUGCUUGAAAGCAGUGGUACCUUGUGACCUGUGGACAGCCACAUUUAUCAGCAACCAAAGGAGUUCCGUGGCUACCCAACUACCUGUGCACCACCCUAUCAAACACACAUGCAAUGAUUAACAUUAAAUUCAUAACUAUAACCUUUUAAAUUACCAGAGUGCCUCUGAAAAUGUAGAUUUCUCCCGCUCUCUCCCCCCCCCUCGACUAGGGUUGAACCUGAGCUAGCCCUUCUGUUUCCAGAGUAAAGGGAAGCGUGCUUCCCCCCCUCACCUGGCCCUCUCCACAGCAAGAGGCACAGUUAUUCAGCCAAGAGAGUGAUAUGGCCGAGGAGCCUGGAGAACAAGCUAGCUGUAGAGAAGAGGAAGUCAAAUUACUACCCACAGUGGCCAUUUUGCUCUUUGCCCAGGUGCCUGCCAUAGUUGAUGGUUUUAUUAUUUCUCCUCUGCCCCCAGCUUGCUCUCUUCCUGACAACCACUUAAGUGCCGGGGCUGCAGAGGAGAGUGGGCCCUUUACAUCUAUCCUCGGCCCAAGGCCAACAAGCUCAGGGAAACUUGCAGCUUACUCAUCCUUCACUCUGUCUGCAACAGGUGUUUCAAGAUAGGAACUUCCUGCCAACCACAAACCCUACUGUACAAUCGGUUGCCCACUUUCCUGGAACAUGGGGGAGGGUGUUUGGGAACAGCAUUCAGAAAAGCCACUGCUGGUACCUGAGUCACUGAGCAUCACUGCUUUAAGGUGUUGUCUUUUUGCUCUAGCAGCAGCGAUGGCAGUCACUAGCUAAAUAUAAUUAACAAAACAGCUGAUUAGCAGUCAAAGCAGCCUCUUGCUGUCCAUCUUCUGCCAAGCUGUCAUUUGGUUAAAGGUUCUAAGCUGAUCAGUUCAAACAAGACCACAGGUAGCUGCCUCAGCAGAAGCAAAAUCUGAAAAUAGAAACAAUAUAGUUUUAUUAGGACCAACCAAAAUGAUACACAACGGUGAACAGGCUCCAGUAGGCACAUUUGCACCUAUAGGUGCCGCAUUUGGGAUCACAAAUCUAACCCAUUGCACAGAAGGAACUAGGGUGAAGAUGAAUGGUUGGGGAGAUGUCAGGGCAUAUCAAAUUGAAUGUCAAUCUUGCCUC
Molecule: messenger RNA, 5954 nt
Organism: Eublepharis macularius
Lineage: Eukaryota; Metazoa; Chordata; Lepidosauria; Squamata; Eublepharidae
Gene: CMTM7
Product: CKLF like MARVEL transmembrane domain containing 7
Exons: 5
Coding region: 63-569 (168 amino acids)
Cellular component (GO): membrane
Source: RefSeq, a predicted model, not a curated record